This is a messenger RNA of Rhagoletis zephyria (snowberry fruit fly), 600 nucleotides long. RefSeq names its product glucose-6-phosphate isomerase-like. Gene Ontology annotation, cellular component: cytosol. NCBI's taxonomy places the organism in Eukaryota, Metazoa, Arthropoda, Insecta, Diptera, Tephritidae. The record is from RefSeq and is a predicted model, not a curated record. Gene Ontology annotation, molecular function: monosaccharide binding; carbohydrate derivative binding; glucose-6-phosphate isomerase activity. Gene Ontology annotation, biological process: gluconeogenesis; glucose 6-phosphate metabolic process; glycolytic process.
AUGCUAACGAUAUGUCGUCUGCGUCUGAAGACACCCAAUGAUGGCGAGAUAUUGAUUGACUAUUCAAAAAAUCGCAUUACAGAGGACGUGUGGCCUUUGUUAUUUGACUUGGCGAAAUCACGUAAGGUAACGCAAGCGCGCGACGCCAUGUUCUCUGGAGAGCCCAUUAAUAUUACAGAAAAUCGAGCCGUACUCCAUGUUGCACUACGAAAUCGCGGAAAUGAGCCAAUCCUUGUCGAUGGUAAUGAUGUCAUGCCGUUAGUGCGGGCUGAAUUAUCCCACAUGAAGGAGUUCACCAAUCAAGUUAUCUCAGGCGUCUGGCGGGGCUGUACCGGCAAGCAAAUCACCGAUGUGGUUAACAUUGGCAUUGGCGGCUCCGAUUUGGGACCUUUGAUGGUAACUGAAGCACUCAAGCCUUAUUGCAAGGGCUUGCACUCCCAUUUCGUUUCAAAUAUUGACGGAACACAUAUGGCAGAGGUACUAAAACGGGUUAACUAUGAGACAACGCUUUUUAUUGUUGCCUCGAAAACAUUCACGACGCAAGAGACCAUAACUAAUGCCACAUCGGCAAAGAACUGGUUGCUAGAGCAAGCAAAAGAU